This is a messenger RNA of Laetiporus sulphureus 93-53, 943 nucleotides long. RefSeq lists its product as uncharacterized. The record is from RefSeq and is a predicted model, not a curated record. The transcript has 2 exons. The coding region runs from base 141 to 587 and encodes 148 amino acids. Lineage: Eukaryota; Fungi; Basidiomycota; Agaricomycetes; Polyporales; Laetiporaceae.
GCAGAUGGCAGAUCCUAGUGUACGCACCCGCCGCCUGGACCGCCUCCUUUAUUGUUCCGCGCUCCUGUUCCACUCUCCAUAAAUCGUCGCUGCUCCUGUUCCGCUCUCGCACUCUCAUCCAAGUUGCUCAAAAGCAUACCAUGGCUGCUGUGGCGACGUCAUCCGCCCCAUACCGUACUAUGUACACCUCCGCCAGCACAUCCAUGCUAAACGCGCCAACAUAUACGUCCCCAUCACCAGCGACGAAGGCACAGUUCGCCUUUGCUAGAAUCAAAGGAGGGGUGUACCUUGUCCAAGUACCCGAACCCGCGCAGGGCGACGUAUCAUCCGCGCUUGUGGCGUCCGACGUGCACAUCUUCCGACACGAGUUCAUCACACAGUUCCGCUUCUCGCACUCGACGUCCCUGCAUCCGGCGGAUCUCCACAUUCUCGAGCCCAUCGAUGAGCAACACACAUUAUAUGAGGAGGAGAAGGGCGUCGUCUUCCUUGCGCGAGACCUAAUGGCGCGUCUGCAAAAGCUUACGCUCGACUCGCAGCGCUGCUUCCGCCGGCCACGGGUCGCAGGGCAAGUGUCCCGUUCGCACUGAGUCCAGGUCAGGUCGGGUCCACACAUUGCGUUGAGGGAGUGGAGCAUGAGCCAAAAGCCUCGCAGUAUGUGUGUCAUCGCUGCCACUGCGUUACUUAUGCGACCUUACCUUUCCCGGCGAGGAAGUAUGCCAUCACGUCACCGCUGUAUCAUACUACACAUAUAUCCUGCCCUGCAGUUGACCACUAAUACCAUACCCAAAUGUAUGUAACGAUAUCCCACAUAUUACAUUCCCUUCUGUCAUAGGAAUAGGACGGUCUAUGUCGUGCUAAGGAUACGAAGCUCCCUCGCCUGUAGUCAAAUUCAGCGGACAAGUAAAUUUUCCAGGUUGACUUCACAAUUCAACGGGAUUUGCAC